UAGGACUGUGGUGUUUUACAUUAAUAUCAUCUUUCUUUUCCAUAUUCAAUUCUCGAAUCUCAACCCCAUAAUAUGACAACUUACUCACAUAUCUUCAAGAUUUUUCUCGAUCUGUGCGAAGAAAAGGAUGAUAUACCAUUACUCGCUGAUCUUAUUGAAAGGCACAGUCAGCACAUAAAAGCUAACAUUGGCAAAGAUCAAGAUGAAGAAUAUAGCAAGCUUGCAAGUGCCUUUUUCAAGUACGCCAAUUCAAGAGGCAUAGAAGCUAAGAAGGGUGAUGCUAAGGCAGCCUGGAAAAAGCAUAUCAAGCAGCAAGCAAGCAUUGCUAUGACAGCAACAACAACCAACAACAGAAAAAACAUGGUCUUAUGCCAAGAUUAUGGUAAAGAAGAAGGUGUCUUUGGUCGCUGGUCUGUUGGUGAUGAAGACUUGAUAAAAGUUUUUCAACAAAGAAAGAAGACGUGUUGUUGAGCUGGUGAGGAACAAGAAGAUGCUAAGAGAAAGUCAAUACUUGCUGCUUUCCUUUAUCUUGGAAGUGCCAGUUGCUGUUGAAGGAUUCUGCCUUGAAGCCAAAAACUUCAAAAAAAUAAGAAAAGCGCUCACUCCUGCCACAAAGAAGAAGCAAUUCGAGCAUGAAAUUCUAGUCAUGUUUAUUGACUUGAAGACACAAUGGGAGCUGGAGCAAGAAGAAAAAGAAGAAAAAGAAGAAGAUGAUGACGAUGAUGAUAAUGAUGAUGAAGAAGAAAAAGAUGUGCAGUACUUGC
This is a messenger RNA of Gilbertella persicaria, 764 nucleotides long. RefSeq lists its product as uncharacterized. Bases 73 to 471 code for a protein of 132 amino acids. The record is from RefSeq and is a predicted model, not a curated record. The transcript has 2 exons. Lineage: Eukaryota; Fungi; Mucoromycota; Mucoromycetes; Mucorales; Choanephoraceae.